GAUUCAAGCCGGGAAAUUAAUUUUUAGCUUCUCUUGCCAUUUUUUUUUUUUUAUUAUUAUUACCUUUUUCGGCUUUUAUAAAGUUAGGAUUACACCUCCAUUUACUUGUGUCUAUUAAAAAGAGCCGCCUAAUGUAAACUAGUUAUUAACUACAAGAAAGAUGUCGUCCGAUGAUGCAGAAAAACAAAGCAGUCAAGGUCGCGUAGAAGGAACUGUGACAGGUAUUCAAUCUGGAGCUGUUGACGUACUUGGUGCAACCGGAUCAGUAGUUUUUGCUGCGUUUAUAAUCAUUGCAGCCAUUGGUGUACCAAUUGCCAUGCUAAUUAUAGGUGCUAAUAAUAUUCACAACUGUCCUGUUCAAGAUCUUAUUCCAAUUUAUUUGAUUGUUAGCGGCAUCACAGCUCUCAUAAUGGUUCCUAUUUCGAUCGUCUGUGGUGCAAGUACUAAAGCCCUACCAGAGGAAAAUGCUCUUCGAAAUUGCUUAUCGUGGAUUAACCCUUUCUUCUUUGGCUUAGUUAGUUUAUUCUCCUUCGCUUGGUUUUUUUGCGGCAAUGUAUGGGUAUUUCGACAAUACGAGCCAUCCUACGUACCGGGAAACAACUAUUGCGACGAAACGACGUAUAAAUUCGCCUUUUGGUUCAUCAUUAUGACGUACGUCUGCACGUUUCUUAGUUGUUGUUGUUCCUGCUGUUUUAAACGACGUUCAACCUAUAAUCAAAUAAAGUAAAUUUAGGUUGUAUUGAUUUAUUUAUUGGAUUAAAAAUAUUGAGAUUAUUGCAGAAUAUAAGUAAGUUCUGACGCCAAAUAA
Hydractinia symbiolongicarpus is the source of this 808-nucleotide messenger RNA. Its product is annotated as transmembrane protein 272-like. The transcript has 6 exons. The record is from RefSeq and is a predicted model, not a curated record. Bases 161 to 727 code for a protein of 188 amino acids. NCBI's taxonomy places the organism in Eukaryota, Metazoa, Cnidaria, Hydrozoa, Anthoathecata, Hydractiniidae.